Talaromyces atroroseus is the source of this 1182-nucleotide messenger RNA. RefSeq lists its product as hypothetical. The transcript is spliced from 6 exons. Gene Ontology annotation, biological process: transmembrane transport. Bases 1 to 1182 code for a protein of 393 amino acids. The record is from RefSeq and is a predicted model, not a curated record. Lineage: Eukaryota; Fungi; Ascomycota; Eurotiomycetes; Eurotiales; Trichocomaceae. Gene Ontology annotation, molecular function: transmembrane transporter activity.
AUGGCUCCGAGUGAGGCCGAAUCUAAAAACCCACCGCUCGAAGGUGUCGACAGUCACAUUAGCCCAACCAUGGCCAGUGUGGAUAGAGUGGGAGAAGAGACGGAAGAUGAAGCCCAAUUUGUAAAUGGGUUGAGACUCGCCGUAGUCUUAGCUUCAACCAUCUCAAUUGCUUUGCUUAUAAUGCUCGAUAUGUCCAUAAUUGCUACGGCGACGCCGAAUAUCACGAGCGAAUUUCACUCUGUUGAUGAUGUCGGUUGUCUAUUUGAAGUCGGUUCAUUGAUUUGUGCCACUUCAACCUCCUCCAGCAUGUUCAUUAUCGGAAGAGCAAUUGCAGGCAUGGGCAGUUCGGGUGUGGGAAAUGGUGCAGCAACAAUACUAUCUGCUUCUGUACCUCUUGCAAAGAGACCAACUUACUUUGGCAUUGUCGCGUCCUGCUUCUACAUCAAUCUUCCUGUCGGUGGGCUAGCUAUGGCUGCUCUAAUCUUUGUGCCAUUGCCCAAAUACAGCCUACGCAGGGCAGAGCCGACGAUGAUGACCUUCACCUCUCUUUUCCAUGAUCUCGAUAUUGUGGGCUUUUUGCUGUUCUCUCCAGCCCUGGUCAUGUUUCUUCUCGCCCUUGAAUGGGGGGGAUCAACGUAUUCAUGGGGCAGCCCUAUCGUCAUCGGCCUCUUUUGUGGAUCCGCCGGCAAUAUCGCUUUGUUUUUGGCUUGGGAAUAUAACAAGGGACGCUCAGCGAUGAUCCCUCUUGAGUUGCUUAGAAAGCGGGUUAUGUUUUGUUCUUGUUUGACUUUGUUCUUCCUAUAUGCGAAUAGCCUGAUAACUUCGUACUACCUCGCAAUUUAUUUCCAAGGCGUGCGAAACAAACCUCCAACUCUCAGUGGCGUGUUUAUGCUGCCAGGGGUUAUAGGGCAAAUGACCGCUGGGAUUCUGAGCGGUCUAGCAGUGACUCGCCUUGGGUAUUACUUGCCUUCUACAGUCCUGGGCACGGUUCUAGCGGCAGUCGGAGCUGGGUUAAUGAGCACAUUCACCCCGUCAACGAGUACUGCCACAUGGAUUUGUUAUCAGAUUAUUGCCGGGGUCGGACGAGGUUGCGCUCUUCAGAUGGUAGAUUCCUCUCAUGAUGUUCGGAUACAUUUGAUCAAGUACUCAACUGACUUUCUUUCCACUUUGUUGGCGAAAUAG